Molecule: messenger RNA, 3375 nt
Organism: Herpailurus yagouaroundi (jaguarundi)
Lineage: Eukaryota; Metazoa; Chordata; Mammalia; Carnivora; Felidae
Gene: FAM8A1
Product: family with sequence similarity 8 member A1
Exons: 5
Coding region: 92-1339 (415 amino acids)
Source: RefSeq, a predicted model, not a curated record
GCUGCGGUGGCGACCGGGCCGUUGGGGAGGGGCUAGUGGGGGAGGGAGACGGCGCAGUGACAGGACCGCCGAGGGUGCUGCUGAGGCGACGAUGGCAGAGGGGCCGGAGGAAGUCCGAGGCCGCCCUCCCGGGCAGGACGACGGCGGAGGGGACCCCGAGCCCGUCCCUUCCCUGAGAGGCCCUCCUGCCGCCGCCGCCCCACGCCCCCGGGACGGGCCGCAGGCCGAACCACAGGCCCCGGGCCGGCCCCCAGCCCCGGGCCUCGCGCUAGCUGCGGCCGCCGCCGAGGAGUCGGAGCCGCCGCGCGAGUCCGGGAAGUGCGGGGAGGCGGCCCCCGGCUCCAGUGCGGGGCCGCAGGAGCCGGCAGGCCGCGAGGCGCCCGAGGCCGGCGCGCCGCGAGAGAGGCCGGCGCGGCUGAGCGCCCGCGAGUACUCCCGGCAGGUGCACGAGUGGCUGUGGCAGUCCUACUGCGGCUACCUCACCUGGCACAGCGGCCUGGCCGCCUUCCCCGCCUACUGCAGCUCCCAGCCGCCCCCGCCGAGCUACCCCUCGGGCGGAGGCGCCGCCGCCCCCCAGCCCGCGGCGCCGCCGCCCCCCCAGCUGGGUUAUUACAACCCCUUCUACUUCCUGAGCGCCGCGGCCGCCGGGCCCGACCCGGGGGUGGCCACCGGCGUCACCACCGCUGCUCCCGUCGCGGGCCUGGGACCCCGGGCUCCGCAAGGGCAGGGAUCCGUCCGCUCAACCCCAGUGACCAGAGUGGGAUCGGCCGCUCCUUCGCGAACCCCGAGCGAGACCGGGCGGCAAGCAGGCAGAGAGUAUGUUAUUCCAUCCUUGGCCCACAGAUUUAUGGCAGAAAUGGUGGAUUUCUUUAUUCUGUUCUUUAUAAAAGCAACGAUUGUCUUAAGUAUUAUGCACCUCAGUGGAAUAAAGGAUAUCUCUAAGUUUGCUAUGCAUUAUAUAAUAGAAGAAAUAGAUGAAGACACAUCAAUGGAAGACUUGCAGAAAAUGAUGAUUGUGGCUCUUAUAUACAGAUUAUUAGUUUGUUUCUAUGAGAUAAUCUGCAUUUGGGGAGCAGGCGGAGCCACCCCCGGGAAGUUCCUGCUGGGGCUUCGAGUUGUGACCUGUGAUACAUCAGUGCUUAUUGCACCGAGUCGGGUUUUAGUGAUUCCUUCCUCAAAUGUUAGCAUUACAACGUCCACUAUACGAGCUUUGAUCAAGAACUUUUCUAUUGCUUCUUUUUUCCCUGCUUUCAUCACACUGCUGUUUUUUCAGCAUAAUCGAACAGCCUAUGACAUUGUAGCAGGAACCAUUGUGGUAAAGAGAAAUGGGGUCAGAUGAUGCCCCUGAAUUCCAUACUCUCUGGAAUGAUGACAAGACUAAAUUAUGUAUCAAGGCCAUCAGUAUCCCUGGGUUACACUAAUUGAUGAUUUAGAAAUUAAAGCAGUCGCUCCAGUGUGAUGCAGGUGACUAUUCUGAAAGUAUUGAUAUUACUUGAAUGCCAAAGAACUUUUCCAGAAGAAAAAUCUGUUAAAUUUAAAUGUUAAAAAUUUUUAGAUUGAAAAGAAGGCAAGUGAUUUUAUAAUCAACAAUGGACAAUAUAUACUUUCUUAAGAUCUAAGGCAUUAGAAUUUGCUGAAAGCAUUUUCAGCUCUGAAAUCUCCAGAUGAAACUUAAAAAAUUUUGGUUUAUCCCAGAAUGAUGGAAAAGUCCAGUUGUGUUUUGUAAACACAUUAACUCAUAUUUUAGUCACUUCUUGGGGCAAUUGUUGUCUUUGCUUUUGGGGAGGGGGGUGGGGACACAAAUUUGAUAACCCGCUUAUCUCCCACUCUGGGAGGAAGUGAGUCAGCUGCAAGAGAGAGGGGCAAAGGAGGCAGGCCUAGGUUCCCUUACUGACGUUCUCAGAUCUGUACUGCAAUGCAUUGUGGGAAUGAUGCCACUUUACAAGUAUCGUUACUGUUCUAACAUGUAUUUGGGGCAAGUUUUGCAUGAUGAUGAAAAAGUAUUAAGUCAUUUUGCUGUAUUCAUUUUUUUAAAGAAAAGGUAAGUUAGUGAUUGCUUUUGGUGGGGGGAGGGGGGUCCUAAAUUUUCACCAUAAAUUAAAAUUACAAUUCAUGUGCAAGUGUUUUUAGUGCCCUAAAUCAAACUAUAUGUGGGGGGAAAUUAUUCGUCAAAUUGUUGCAUAUUUACUGUAAAACAACAUUCCCAGUAUGUGUGCAGCAUGAAGAAAGUGUUAGUGCUUUUCAGUGUUCUAAUAGAACUUCUGUUUCUAUAAGGAUAUUUACACACUAGGUAGUUUCCUUUUAUAUUUUAUAUAGUUCUAGGACUUUUGAAACCUCAAGGAGUUAAAUAAUCAUAGUAUUUCAUGGUAAAAUACUAGGUAGCUUAUUAAAUAUUAGCGAUUUUCCCAUUAUGAACUAUUCUAAAACAAGGACAGGUACUUCCAGACAUUUUUCUAAGUUCUUUGGGCCAAAACCUCACUUUGGGGCUGCCAGGGAUGGUGUCUUGAGGGAAAUGUUAAGUAACAGUUUGUGUAUUGCCAUUUUAAUUUAUUCUUCUACUGAGGCAAAGCUUAGUGUUUUAAGUAUGUGUGCAUGUUUUGUUAGAUGGCCCUGUUAGCUGUGUUGAGAGAAUACCUGAAAAAGUUUUAUUUCUUAGGCGUUUUCUCCAACCCUGAUACUAUUUUCCCAAAAAACACUAACCUCUGUUGGACACUUCAUAAUUAGAUUGCUUAAAAAUCUUGACUUUUUUUUUGGUCUUUGAUAGCGAAUGAAAGACAGGUAUAUUAUCACUGUAUCAGUUUUUAAAGUGGGUUUUUUCUUUAAAACUGAAAGUAUUCACAUUUGAUGUCUAUAGAAACCUUAACAGUGUCCUUAUUAAUACCUUUUUAUCAUAAAAUUUCAUAAGCCAUGUUUUUCAAAAUAAUUUUACAUUAAAUUCAACACCACAGAAAGCCUGUCCGUUAAGUGCGUCCAGGUACUCGACAAAUCAUUCACUUGUUGCCCCUGGGAAGAUAUUUAGCUUGACGGCCCUUCAGGGUAAGUGUUACCCAAACGUACCACUCAGUAGUGUACUACAUUAGCAUUGGUGGAUACACUAUUUUUGCCACUGCUGGGGGAGAUCCAGUUGCAAUGUCCUUCAGCCAUGUAGCUCUGGAGAUCUUUAUAAUUUCCUCUCAGAAAAUUGGAAGGUUCACCGUCUAGGCUAUUUCAAUGUAUACAAACAAAAGCAAGUCAUGUCACCCAGUUUAACUUCUUAAAAAAUUGCAUAUUUUCCGUAUCUGAGUUGUUCAGAAUCAUAUCUAUGUAGGUUCAUUUAGGUCCAUCUUAGGGUUCAAGUUACAUAGCCCGAUAAAAAAGUAUUCCUGCUUUGCCUUU